AUGCAUAGCAAGGUCGUGAUUAUCGGGUCCGGGCCCGCGGCGCACACCGCUGCUGUGUAUCUUGCGAGGGCGGAAUUAAAACGGUUCCUAGCAAAUGGCAUUGCGGCGGGUGGCCAAUUGACCACGACGACUGAUGUAGAGAACUAUCCUGGGUUCCCUGAUGGAGUUGGCGGUGCUGAAUUGAUGGACAAAAUGCGCGCGCAAUCCGAACGUUUCGGCACCCAGAUCAUCACCGAAACAGUCGCCAAAGUCGACCUCUCCUCUCGCCCCUUCAAAUACUGGCCCGAGUACAGCGAAGACGAGCCCCCGCACACCGCCGACGCGGUUAUCAUCGCCACGGGUGCGUCAGCGCGCCGUCUGGGCUUACCGGGUGAGGACAAGUACUGGCAGAAUGGCAUCUCGGCGUGCGCCGUGUGCGACGGCGCAGUGCCCAUCUAUCGAAACAAGCCGUUGGUCGUGAUCGGCGGGGGAGAUUCGGCGGCAGAAGAAGCGAUGUUCCUGACGAAAUACGGAUCGCAUGUUACGGUGCUGGUGAGGAAAGAUGUGCUUCGGGCUUCGAAGACGAUGGCGAAGCGGUUGUUGGCUAACAAGAAGGUGACGGUUAAGUUUAACCAUGUGGGUGGCGAGGUUACGGGGGAUGAGAAGGGGUUGAUGAGUCAUAUGGUUAUUAAGGAUGUGAAGAGCGGGAAGGAGGAGAAGAUGGAGGCGAAUGGGCUUUUCUAUGCCGUGGGCCAUGAUCCGGCUACGGCGCUGUUCAAGGGCGUCGUGGAUACGGAUGAGGAGGGGUAUAUUGUCACGAAGCCCGGAACUAGUUAUACGAAUGUUGAGGGCGUGUUCGCCGCGGGAGAUGUGCAGGAUAAGAGGUAUAGACAGGCUAUUACUUCUGCUGGCUCUGGUUGCAUAGCAGCUCUUGAGGCGGAGAAAUUCCUCGCUGAACAGGAAGAUGGCCUUGAUUUGGAAGCGGAGAAUGGGGCGGAGAAGAGCAACAAUGUUGUGGUUCCUGAAUACAGAUCCAACCCUUUGCUAUAG
Messenger RNA from Lachnellula hyalina, 1029 nucleotides. RefSeq names its product Thioredoxin reductase (gene cys-9). The coding region runs from base 1 to 1029 and encodes 342 amino acids. Gene Ontology annotation, cellular component: cytoplasm. NCBI's taxonomy places the organism in Eukaryota, Fungi, Ascomycota, Leotiomycetes, Helotiales, Lachnaceae. The record is from RefSeq and is a predicted model, not a curated record. Gene Ontology annotation, biological process: removal of superoxide radicals. Gene Ontology annotation, molecular function: thioredoxin-disulfide reductase (NADPH) activity. The transcript is spliced from 4 exons.